Messenger RNA from Amoebophrya sp. A25, 279 nucleotides. The record is from the annotation of a GenBank genome assembly. Lineage: Eukaryota; Dinophyceae; Syndiniales; Amoebophryaceae.
GUGCUCGCCAUGCACAGCUUGAACACUUCCAGCGUUAUGCUUCUCCUCUUUGUUAUUUCGGUAAUCUCAAGACGGGUGCGACUGCUGAAAGAUUGCUCUCGGUUGCAUGCCUGCUACAAGAAGACGAGUAAUUAUUGAUCACCAGGUAUAGAAGGAUUUCAAGCUUCGAAUUCGGUCCGGAUCGACUCGUAGAUGAAGAUGAAGCAAAUCUGUUUGCAUGACAUUCAUUCAAAUACGCCUACAGAAAACGAAUAUUGUGAUGACUUCAGAAUUUAAGAC